Molecule: messenger RNA, 2214 nt
Organism: Vigna radiata var. radiata (mung bean)
Lineage: Eukaryota; Viridiplantae; Streptophyta; Magnoliopsida; Fabales; Fabaceae
Product: two-pore potassium channel 3
Exons: 2
Coding region: 366-1643 (425 amino acids)
Biological process (GO): potassium ion transmembrane transport; stabilization of membrane potential
Cellular component (GO): plant-type vacuole membrane
Molecular function (GO): potassium ion leak channel activity
Source: RefSeq, a predicted model, not a curated record
AGCGCGUGAGUGUAGCAUCUACCAGGGGAACGAGUGGUACUCAAAUCAAUGUAUCACAGAAAACAUGUUUUGUCACCUCCCACGUCAACACCGUCCUUCUUCUUGUACCCAUGUUAUGUUAUGUUAUGUACUGCAAAUGCAAAGCAAACAUCUUUCUUCUCUCUAUCUUUUAUAACUUCCAUCCUCAAUUUGUUCAUCAAAAACUCUUAUCACAACAAAGACUCUCUAUUGCAUUUCCAGAAGCAAUUUUACCUCCAUUCCCAAACACACCCUUCUCCCAAAAACUCUCCCUUUCUCCAAAGCCACCGUCUUUCCCUGCGUUCAAUCGUUUAUCUUUCUCUGAACUCUGAAAAUUUUAUACCCUUAUGGAAAAGGAACCUCUGCUUCCAUAUUUCAGCCCCAGAAAGAAGCCCCUGGCAUUGUCACCGCUAUGUCCCUUGCCAGAGCACGAGGACAUGGUUCUUCCAAUGACCCCAAUGGAAUUCAAGGACCGUCUCAUCUUUGGUCCUGCUUGUGCUACCCCAAGGGACCCUUCACCUUUGGCCGAUGCCUUAAUACUCCCCCUCAAUUCCCCAAAAUGUUCCUCUUCUACCUCGCAGGACUGUGCAUCGCCAUCACGGUUUGAUUCCCAGUCCCAACAACCAUCCUCUUGGCUCCUUGACCCCAAUUAUUCCUGGCGGAAAACAAACCUUCAUCGCUCCAAAACCGCGCCGGCCAUGGCGGUGAUCAGCGAUUUCAACCCCCAAUCCUCUGUGCCAAGGCCGAAAUUUGGCAGCCAGAGUAUUGUUCGCCAGGGUGUUAUUCUUCUUGCUCUUUAUUUGGCAUUAGGGGUUGUCAUUUAUUGGUUCAAUCGUCAUAAUUUUUCAGCUUCCGAGACUCAUCCUGUAGUCGAUGCAUUGUAUUUUUGUAUAGUCACAAUGUGCACAAUAGGAUAUGGUGACAUCACUCCGAAUAGCACAGCCACUAAACUUUUCUCUAUAUUGUUUGUGUUGGUGGGGUUUGGAUUUAUAGACAUAUUGCUGAGUGGGAUGGUUAGCUAUGUGCUUGAUUUGCAGGAGAAUCAUAUGUUGACGGCAGUGAAGGGGAGGAGGGGUGAGAAGGAUGGAAAGUCUUAUAUAAUUGAUGUGAAGAAAGGGAGGAUGAGGAUUCGAUUGAAGGUGGCGCUGGCGUUGGGAGUUGUGGUGAUUUGUAUUGGGGUAGGUGUGGCGGUUAUGCAUUUUGUUGAGAAGCUUGGUUGGUUGGACUCUUUUUAUCUUUCAGUUAUGUCGGUUACUACGGUUGGGUAUGGAGACCAUGCUUUCAAGACCAUGCAUGGCAGGAUCUUUGCUGCAAUUUGGUUGCUCGUGUCAACUCUUGCCGUGGCUCGAGCGUUCCUCUAUUUGGCUGAGGCAAGAGUGGAUAAGCGGCACAGGAUGAUGGCGAAGUGGAUUCUUGGUCAGGAUAUGACUGUUUCUGAGUUUCUUGCUGCAGACAUAGACAACAAUGGCUUUGUGAGUAAAUCAGAAUAUGUUAUAUACAAGCUGAAGGAGAUGGGAAAGGUAUCUGAGAAGGACGUCAUGCAGGUAAGUGAGAAGUUUGAUAGACUAGAUGCUGGCAAUUGCGGAAAAAUAACCCUUGCUGAUCUUAUGGAGCCUCAUAAUUGAUGAGCUCAGUGUGGAUAUUGAAGAGGGAAGUAGAGAAGGGAGUGUGAGAUUUUCAAGUUGAUGGGAACUUUCUUGUAUUGGGUGGUUGGGAGGGGAUAUCAGGUUUUCAAGAUGCAAGGUGGUGAUUUCCCGCUACCCUUUGUCAUGAUCAUUAACUCAUGACAUAUACCAUGGAGGCUGAUGAAUUUCUGGGUUCUUUUGCCUCAGUUUCACAAAUUAUUUAGUGGGUGGUAAGGUGCUAACCUUGCCAAAAUUCGGGUAUAACCAAUCACAGAUGGUCACAUUGAUGAGAUGGCUUGGGAUAACGGAAGGGAUCAUUUUGAUUGGUUUAAAGUAUUAAUCUGUACAUAAUUUUUUUGAGAAUGAAUUUCAUUGAUUCUUUAGCUAUCUGCUCUGGGUUAGUCAUCUCUUGAUUAUUUGCACAAUCUAUUUAGAACUUCUUGGUGAGUUUCAUGUAUUAUUUUUGCCAAGAUGAUUCGAUUAGCUCGGUGUAAUAAAAUAUGUGUAAUAUUUAAGUUCUUUAUUACACAUAAUUAUAUUCAUGUAUGUCAUUGGACAUUUAGAUGUUGCA